Anneissia japonica is the source of this 1464-nucleotide messenger RNA. Its product is annotated as DBH-like monooxygenase protein 1 homolog. Gene Ontology annotation, biological process: dopamine catabolic process; norepinephrine biosynthetic process; octopamine biosynthetic process. Gene Ontology annotation, molecular function: copper ion binding; dopamine beta-monooxygenase activity. The transcript has 12 exons. Gene Ontology annotation, cellular component: secretory granule membrane. The coding region runs from base 1 to 1416 and encodes 471 amino acids. The record is from RefSeq and is a predicted model, not a curated record. NCBI's taxonomy places the organism in Eukaryota, Metazoa, Echinodermata, Crinoidea, Comatulida, Comatulidae.
AUGAAUAUUAACGAACAAUCUGACGGUGAACGUGAUGAGCAAUCGGAAGCCAGUGGGGAGGGACAAGAUGUGGUAGAAACUGAUAAUCAAACGGGUGGAUCAAAAAGUCGCUACCCAGACCGACAUGGCAUUGGAAAUGUAGAGCCAGAGAACGAUAUUCAAGGUGAUUAUAAAUUGCUGUACGGAAAUGAGAUAAAUGGUUUAACGAUAAUUGGAUACCAGCGUAAACUUUUAACCUGCGACAAGGAUGACUACGAUAUAACUAGUGAUACUGUGAGAGUGAUUUGGUCUUAUCAUCCCGAAGACCCCGAAGGCAUGAUGGCAACAUACCACGGUCCACGACGGCGAGGUGUAAGACCGAUCAUAUUCUUAGAUAUAAGACCUUCAAAUCUAAAAUCUUUACCAGACGAUGUAAAAGCAUUUGAUAUAUUAAGCGACAAUCCUAUCGUACGAAGUGACAAGGCAACUAUCUACUGGUGCACUCAUAUAGAACUACCAGCGCUGCUAACACCACAUCAUAUCAUAAGGAUUGAACCUAUAGUCCAGCCAGGAAACGAGGGCGUUGUUCAUCAUUUGAUUCUAAGUUCGUGCUAUGGACUGCAAAACAUCAAUGGAAGUAACAGUUUGAACUGCGAAAGUAAUCUUAUGUAUCAGUUCAGGUUCUGUUCUCAAACAAUGUAUGCAUGGGCAGUUGGAGGUGGUCCAUUAGAUUUUCCAGAGCAUGUGGGAUUUCGGAUUGGUGUGGAUGAUGUAAGGUACUUACAACUCACAGUACACUACGAUAACCAACAGUUGAUUAAAGGUAUUCAUGACAGAUCUGGUGUACGUAUUUACUACACCCCAGAGCUUCGACAAUAUGAUUCAAGUGUACUGAUGAUAGGUAUUCCGUCAUUUCGCUUGUAUGUGAUACCACCAAAAGAAAAUUCAUUUAAAGUGUACGGUUCGUGUGAUAAGCAAUGUUCAAAUAAGAUACUUACAGAAGGUGAUAUGAAAGUAUUUUCAGUUUUACUUCAUGCACAUUUAGCAGGAACUGGUAUGCGGUUAACACACUUUCGGAAUAGCGAAUACAUCGGAGAAAUUACGCGAGAUAGAGCAUAUGACUUCAAUUUACAAGAAGAAAGAAGGCUAAAAAAUCAAUGGAUAGUCAAACCCGGAGAUGACCUACUUCUAGAAUGCACAUACAAUACUAUGGAUAGAGAAACAGUUACAUAUGGAGGCCUUGCAACUACAGAUGAAAUGUGUUUGGCUUUCUUAUCCUACUAUCCUAAAGCGAAUGCUGGAGAAUGUUUCAACACUCCUAAUCCGAAUAACCUAGAAAAACUUCUUAACUUGGAUAAUAUAAAAAACAACACUUUACGUCAAGCUAUUGAUGAUAUGGAGUGGACUGAUGAAAAAAAAGAUGCUGUCCGUCAGUAGCACAAAUCACUCUUCACAUUCUGUUUUUCCAGAAUAUACUUUACUUCC